UCUGCUGAGUUAUUUACCUUUGGAAUACCUACAUAUGUUUUCCCUUUAGUUCUAAAGUGAUUACAGUGCUUUCAUGUGUUUUUAUUUUAAAAUGUGUAUCUCUAGACAUAGCUAUCAACUUUAGCGAACUUUACAGUCAAAUAAUCAUCGAAGUGUAAAGGAAAUGAAAUUUUACAUUGAUUUUUGAACAUGCAUUUCUCAAUACCUGAUUUACAACAAUUUUACGAUGACAAUGGUACUUCAUAUACGGGAUACAAUAUAUAUAUUGAUGGAUUUUUCCAUUGCACCGCCCGCUAUAGACAGUUGCUCAGUCUCCAUGAGCAGCUGCAAGCACAACACUCAUAUGUUAGACUUCCACAAUUUCCACCGAAGAAGUUGUUCCUUACCAGUUCACUGCUGGAAGAAAGGAGGAUCCUGUUAGAGAAAUAUAUACAAAUGGUGGGUCAAAUUCCUGUGCUGGCUAAUUCAGAUUUACUUAUAACAUUCCUGUUUUCUGCUCAACAAGAAACUCACUCUGUUAAAAUGCAUGAAGUUGAAAUAGAAAUAUCCUUAAUGAAUGGCUAUAGAAUACCAUUGUCUGUUUCUUCCACUGAUUCAUCAAGUACUUUACUGGAUAUUGCUUGUAAUUACAUUAAUUUAUCAAGUGAAUUAAUAAAAUAUUAUUCAUUAUAUUUAUUUAACUGGAGUUGUGCUAAAGAUGGACAACCUUCUAUGAAAAAAUUAGAAGAAUAUGAAUCUCCCUACAUAUCACAGAAAUAUGUGAGACCUGAAGAUAAAAUAGUUUUAAGAAAAAGCUACUGGGAUCCUAAUUAUGACGUUGAUCUUAUGAUUGACAAUGUAUCUUUAGACUUGUUAUAUCUACAAACAAAUGAAGAGCUAGAUCUUGGCUGGAUAAUUGCAGAUGCUCAAACAAGAGACAUUUUAAGAAAAUAUGAAGCUAAAAAACAAAAAAGAGAGUUUAUGGAAUUAGCGCGCUCGUUGAGACAUUACGGCCGUAUUCCGGCUGGAGAAGCGGUGACAGACUCAGUAAACGUAUCUGGAGAUAAUUCUGACAGCACGUGUCGUGUUCGUGUUUCUCUUGCUGCCAGGGAACUGACUCUGACCACGGUCACUCAGCCUCAAAGGGAACAACGGUUUAAAGUUACACGCAUGAGAUGUUGGAGAAUCACGACGUUGCACUGCAUGGAAAGGCCACAAACUAACGGACAUAUUUCAGAAAACGAAGAACCAAAUAAAAACUUUGAAUUAUCCUUUGAAUAUCUAAUUAGCAAGGAUAAUUUACAGUGGAUAACCUUGAGGACGGAACAUGCCACAUUCAUAAGCGUCUGUUUACAGUCAAUAGUUGACGAGUUGAUGCGGCAGAAAAGCGGCGCAGGACCAACGUCCCCUCGCUGCGAGAAGCGCACCCAUCUCACAUAUUUGAGGAGGGACGGCUCCAGCCAGCUUAUCUCGCCGUCCUCCUCCAGCGAUACGCUCAGUUCUAACAAUGCCGACUCUUCAUACAACUCAACUAGUUCCAAGGAAAUAUUUUCAGUUCAAAGACUAACCGAGAAAUUCGCAACUGUCGCCUUCAAAACUGGAAAGGACUGUGUCGAAAAUAACGCAUUCGAAGCUAUCGGCGAUGAGGAAUUGUAAAUAUGUAUUAUAGUCGGGUGUAUUGGAAACGUUCCGGAAAACGAAGAGAAAGUAAAGUAGUUCUAAAAAAUCGCGAAGAAUAAUUUUUUUCCUUGUUCUGAUGUGUUCUCAUAACAUUGCGAAUUUACCAAAUAUCAAUUUAUUGAAACAAAAAAAAACUAGUAUUAUCGUUAUAUCGUUACUCUUUUACGGUAAAAUAAUCGAUUCCGGUUUUGGGAGCGGUUCUAACACGCCUCGCAUUAUUGAAUAUCGAAUUUAAACUCGAAUUUUUUUUAUUAGUAAAUUAACAUGAACAAAGAUGAGCGUAGUAAAAAAGUAGUUAAGUUGCACAAAUAUAAAAAAAGUUAUAAACAAAUAUAAAACAUAUCUCAUAAUUUUUAUCUUAAAAAUAUAUCAAAGUAAUAAUCUCUUAAAUAUUACUAUAUUUGUAGUAUAAAUUUAGGGAUGGCAGAUAUUAUUCUUCACAUUACCGUAUGGGUAAAAAUGACCGCCUGUGAGUGAGCCAUGUCUGCCAAUGUUAGCAAUAUAUAAAAUACUAUUUGUAUUGUAAAAUCUACUUUCUUAUGGAAUUCUGCAUUAGCCAUUAAGUUGUCUGUUCAAUUAAGUAUUAAGUUUUGUAUAUCAUAUGAAUCUAAAAUAUUUCUAUCAUAAUUUAAUAACAUGGUAUCCC
Bombyx mandarina (wild silkworm) is the source of this 2305-nucleotide messenger RNA. It is a transcript of the gene Snx17, whose product is annotated as sorting nexin 17. The record is from RefSeq and is a predicted model, not a curated record. Lineage: Eukaryota; Metazoa; Arthropoda; Insecta; Lepidoptera; Bombycidae. Gene Ontology annotation, cellular component: early endosome. Gene Ontology annotation, biological process: endocytic recycling; intracellular protein transport. Gene Ontology annotation, molecular function: phosphatidylinositol binding.